GUAAGCUGCUGUUACCGUUCAUGGUGUUCACGUGUCUUUGGCUUGUGAUACUGUGUACUUCAAGUGGGAAUCCCCGUGGAGUUUAGCUAGGAGGCAUACUCUUGGGUUUCUCUCAAUGUCCGAGAAGCGAGAGAGGGAAGUGGGGAAAGGGGAUUUGGUGGCCAUAUGGGAUGUCCCCCUUUCGGAUGGCCUCCACAGAGUGGAAUUCGAGCAUGGCACCACGUCCGGCAAGAGAGUCAUUCGUGUCGACGAUAAGGAGUUGCUGAACAAUGAAUGGAUGUUUAAGCUGGUCGGGAGUGAAUCGUUUCAAAUCGGUCGGCACAGGUGCAUAAUUCGUAUUUCGCCCAUUGGGUCCUUCUCCUACGAAUAUCAUCUCGAGGUGGAUGGAAAGAGCUACAAGAAAUUCACUGAGACUCAGAGCAAGAUCAUGAAAACUUGGAUGGUGUCUCUGCCUAGUGAAGACUACAGAGUUGUUCUCGAGAAGGACACAUUGGACAUUUGGGUGAAUGGUGAAAAGCUGGAGGUGACAUCAGAGUUUGUGGAUGGAGGGACAGAAAUGCACUUCAGUUUUGGACCAGGUGGAAUUCAUCAGGGUUGUAUAGCAUCCAAAAGUAGUGGAAAACGACGAGAAGGACUCAUCUACGAUCUUCUCUUCAAUGGCAGCAUCAUACCUGAAGCCCCUGAGUAGAGAGUCAUGGCUCUUUCCUUUCUUCUGUAACACUGUUUUUCAGGAGAAGCAUGUAGUGACAUGAAGAGUUUUUGCUCUAGUUUUUCUGUACCAUGAAGUAAUACUCACCCUGGGAGAGAAAUUUUACUUCCUGAUAAACACCAGAGCAGUCCUGCAAAGCCCUCAAAAUUCUACACCUUAAAUACUUCCAACUGAGUUGACUCUGCAUGCUUCUUGUGAAAAAACACUGCAGUUCCAAUUGCCUCCACUGACACCUUAUUGAUCUCAAUGUAUUCCAUCCA
Darwinula stevensoni is the source of this 969-nucleotide messenger RNA. Lineage: Eukaryota; Metazoa; Arthropoda; Ostracoda; Podocopida; Darwinulidae. The record is from the annotation of a GenBank genome assembly.